Molecule: messenger RNA, 2719 nt
Organism: Gloeophyllum trabeum ATCC 11539
Lineage: Eukaryota; Fungi; Basidiomycota; Agaricomycetes; Gloeophyllales; Gloeophyllaceae
Exons: 5
Coding region: 1-2490 (829 amino acids)
Molecular function (GO): protein binding
Source: RefSeq, a predicted model, not a curated record
AUGGCCUCGCCAGGGCCCUCCCCGAACGACAUACAGACCCACUUGUACAAAUCAUUCCUAGAGGGACGCACCGCAGACGUUAUACUUAGGGUAAAAGGCUGCUGGCAUGCCCUGUACAAGCUGCACCGCGUCGUCUUGAUCCAAUCGGGAUUCUUCCAAUCCCUCUUCACCGGCGCCUUCGUCGAGUCCGUCCAUAAAUUCCGCGCGAGCGGACACAACUCCCGUGCUGACGAGGUAGAGAUCGUAUUCGACGACCCCAAUAUUACACGGCCUGGUGCAAUAUGCAUUGCACGCCUAUACGGCGGCGGCCCGGCCCUGCACAUCUCCCCCUCCCUCCUCCCCUCUCCCUCCAACCCCCUAACAGCCUCCUUUCCAUGUCCUCCUAACCCGAGUGCCCACCCCACCCCCACUGGCCAGCACCCCGCGACCCCGCCCUUCCUCCUCUCCCUCCUCGCUACCGCAGUCUACCUCGCCAUACCCUCCGUCGCCGCUCAAGCCCUCACCAUGAUCCUCAAUUCCGUCGGGCCGUACACGGUGAUGCGGUAUCUAGGCUUCGCCAUCGGCUGCGGGAUCGGCGGCACCGAGGAGGUGGAGGCGUUGAGCGAGGGCGCGGUGGGGCUCGAGACCGUCGCGGAGAUGAUCAAAGACGAAGACCCAGAGGAGGACGAAGAGCCCAGCAAGCCCCCACCCCUGUCUCCCUCCCCGGCAAAGCACGAAGACGACGCCGAGACCCCCGACGACAUCGCCAAGAACCUCGACUACAUGGAGGUCAAGAAGGAGGACCCCGCGGACAUCUCCAGCUCCUCCUCCUCCUCGUCCCAGGAAGACCUGCCCUCCGGCGCGCAGCCCGACGCGGACGAGGGCCCGAGCUACUAUUACGGCGCGGUGAGCGCCAAGGUCGGCGAGGCGUGCGCGUGCUGGCUCGCGCGCUGGGGGCGCGACAUGUUCGCGUACGAGGAGAAGGUCGCGGACGGCAAGGCCGCGCAGCCCGCACCCGCACCCGCCCGGCGGCGCGCGACGACGGUCUCCGCGGACGUGGUGGUGCCGGUGAUCUGGCGCCGGGGCGGGCUGGAGCCGGCCUGGGUGAAGGCGCUGAUCAUGAGUGAUUUUUUGUUUGUGAGCGGCGAGAGAGAGAGGUACGACCUUGCGAAGGGCGUGGUGGAGAUGCGCCGGCGGCAGCUGGGCGGGGAGGGCUUGGACGAGAGGGAGGAGGCCGAGUGGGAGGAUAUGUUCAGCCAGGGGAUCUUUUAUGCGAAUAUGCUUUUGGAAGAUCUCAUGGAGAUAUCCAACGAUGUCUCGCCGACGACGGGGCGCCCGUAUGUGCCCAUCCAGGUCUUGCAGGCCGCCCUGUGGAGCCAGUCUGUCCUCCGACACCACAUCACCGCGCGGCCCUCCCAGGGAUCCUCGUCCCCGCCCUCCUCGCCCACGGGCCAGCGCGACAAAGAGCUCGGCAUCACGCUCACCACGGCCGACAUCCUCCGCUCCGCCACCGCCGCGGACAUGGACAAGAGCUACUUCCCGAUCCCCGCGGACUCGAGCGUGCGCAUCGGGGACACGAGCGCGCUCGAGAACGCGUCGAUGGACGAGCUGUUCGCCGCGCCCGCGGCGGAGCCCGCCGACCCGAAGAAGGUGUCGCGCCUGAGCACGUCCGAGCGCACGUUCUUCGGCCUGCUCUCGUCGUCGUCGCAGCGGCGCCCCGUGUCCGCGUGCGUGCUGCAGGACCCUACCGGCAAGGCGCGGUGGUCGCGCUUCCCGCCGUUCCGGUUCGGCGUCGAGUUCUGGGACGUCGACGAGCUGAAGGAGAAGAGCCGGCUGCAUAGCCAGACGGUGUGGUACGCCGGGAGCUUGUUCAAUGUGUAUGUGCAGGUGGUGCGGAAGAAGGGCGUGCCCGGGGUGCAGCUGGGCGUAUACCUUCACAGGCAGAGCAGUGUGGAUCCGGUCCCGCCGAGGAGCGCGCCGAGCCCGCUUGCGCUGGGCCUGAGAGUCGCGGAGAGGGAGCGCGAGCAUGGGUCCGGGCACAACAGGCGGAUCUCCGCGCCGAGCGCCAACGCGGGCGUCCACGCGAGCACGAGCCUCCCGUCCAUCGGGAGUCCCCUGAGCAGGAGCACCACCCCCGUCUCCGCCGGCAGCCCCUUCUCCUCCUCCUCCCUCCCCGGCUCGCCGGGCGCGUCGCUCGCGACGUCGUCGUCGUCGUCGUCGUACACGAACACGAUCCCCGCGACGUCCGCGCCCGUCGCGCCGCCGCAGCCGUACCGCGACCCGCGCAGCGCGAUCUCGGCGUACUUUACCAUCUCGUGCGCGAGCGCGACCGGCGCGAGCCUCACGCAGUUCACGAGCGCGCCGGACGUGUUUAGCGUGAGCCAGAGCUGGGGGUGGAAGAGCAGCAGCUUGAGGACGGAGGAGUAUUUGGAGGUCGGCGCGGACCAGGGGCGGCGUGCGAUGGGGAGGGAGGUGAGUCUCCGGGCGACGGUUGUGCUCGGGUUGGUGUAGGCCAUUGUGCAUGGUGUGCUUUCGCUGUCGUUUGUCAUAUUCUCUGUUUAUACCUGGUCAAUAUUGCCGUUCCUGCGUUUAUUUUUUAUGUUAUCCGUGCAGAUAUCCUUCGAUCACUUGUAGUAUAUGUUAACCUCUCUCUGGCACACCCGGAUCUGGAUCGUACCUCCCCUCUCCGACUUCUCUGUAUCCAUUUAGUGUUUUGCUCCCUUUUACCCCCAUGUAUCCC